AUGGCGGCCACUACGGAGACCGUCACGACGACACUUUUGUCGACCGUGGUGUCGACUGUGUCUUCGGCUACUUCGACCUCGUCACCUACAUCCACUCUCCGUGCGUCACCACAGGCCGGCGUCCUCGACGGCGCAAAUCCCAUCGUCUACAAUGCUGCCAAUCCCAUCAUCUUGUUUAUCGUCCAGGCGACCAUUAUCGUCGUCUUCUGCCGCCUGCUGGCCUACCCUCUGCGCCUCAUCGGCCAGCCGCGCGUCAUCGCAGAGGUCAUCGGAGGCAUCCUGCUUGGUCCCUCCGUCCUGAGCCGCAUCCCCGGCUUCCAGAGCAACAUUUUCCCCACCAUCAGCAUGCCCGUCCUCAACAAUGUCGCAAACCUUGGUCUCAUCCUGUUCCUCUUUUUGACCGGUCUUGAGGUCGAUGUUCGUCUGUUCAAGCGCAAUUGGCGCGUUGCCGUCAGUGUCUCCAUCGCUAGCAUGGCCCUACCUUUCGGCCUGGGCUACGCUAUUGCCUACGGCAUGUACCACCAGUUCGCCAACGAGCCCGGUACCUUGCCCAUCAGCUUUGGUGUCUUCGGCCUCUUUGUCGGCACCGCGCUCGCCAUUACCGCCUUUCCGGUUCUCUGCCGCAUUCUCACCGAGCUGAACCUGCUGGGCAACAUUGUCGGUGUCACAACCCUGGCGGCCGGUGUCGGGAAUGACGUCGUUGGCUGGAUCCUGCUAGCACUGUGUGUCGCCCUAGUCAACAACAGCAGCGGUCUGACAGCCCUGUGGGCUCUGCUCGUUGUGUUCGGCUGGAUCUUGUGUCUCGUCUUUGCCAUUCGCCCCGCUUUCGUCUGGCUGCUCCGCCGCAACGGCAGCUUGCAGAACGGCCCGUCCGAGUCCAUGGUCUGUGUUACCAUCCUGCUUGUGCUCGGCUCUGCCUGGUUUACCGGCAUUAUUGGUGUCCAUCCCAUCUUUGGUGGCUUCCUCGUCGGCAUUAUAUGCCCCCACGAUGGCGGCUUUGCCAUCAAACUGACCGAGAAGCUCGAGGACUUCAUCUCGGCAUUUUUCCUCCCGCUCUACUUUGCCCUCUCCGGUCUCAGCACCAACCUCGGCCUUCUGAACGACGGUAUCACCUGGGCCUAUGUCGUCGGCGUCGUUGCCGUCGCCUUCUUCGGCAAGAUCAUCGGUGGUACUCUCUCGGCCCGCCUCACCAAUAUGUUCUGGCGCGAGAGUCUCAGUAUCGGUGUCCUCAUGAGUUGCAAGGGUCUCGUUGAGCUGAUUGUCCUGCGGACGUUCACCAUCUUCGUUGUCAUGGCCGUCAUCACAACUGUUGCGACAACACCCUUGACGAAGCUCCUGUACCCGCUGUGGUACCAGCAGAAGGUCGAGAAGUUCCGACGUGGCGAGAUUGACUGGGACGGCAACCCGAUUGGAUCAGAGAGUUCCAGCCAGGACGCGUCCGUCGACAAGCUCAACGAGACUCAGGUCCGCCGCCUUCUUGUCUACCUCCGCCUCGACAGCCUUCCCAGCCUGUUCACCUUCAUUUCCCUCUUGGGAGACUCCAAUAUGCCUUCCAACGAUGCCAUUGUUGCCAAAAAGGACGAAGAGCCGCAGCCGCAGCCGCAGCCACAGGUCGAGUCUCCCCCGCGUCGUCAUCUCCAGGUGCACGGCAUUCGCAUUCUCGAGCUCACCGACCGUACAUCGUCCGUCAUGAAGGUGUCUGAGGUGGACGAGCUUGCCCGGCGCGAUCCCGUCGUCAAUACCUUCCGCACGUUCUCACAACUCCACGAUGUGGCCGUCUCUGGACAGGUGGCUGUUGUUCCGGCUGCUUCGUUCCCCGAGACACUGGCCACCGAGGCUACCGAGACAUCCUCCGACUUCGUUCUGAUUCCGUGGGGUGACAAGGUCAUCGACGACCCGUCUACUGUAGUCACCGCGACGUCCAGUGCCGACCGCUUCAACGACCGCUCCCACCUGGACUUUGUUCAUGCCACGCUGGAAAAGGCGGUCUGCAACACGGGUGUUUUCAUUGACAACGGAUUCGGUGGCGCCGCUUCCUCAUCCGCGCACACUGGCGACCGGCCCCUGCUCUCACGUACAAUCUCGGUUAUGUCCCUGCACAGCCAGCGGAACUCUGCCGUCCUCCCGGUCGCCAACAAGAGCCACUGUGUCUUCCUUCCCUUCUUUGGGGGCGCCGACGACCGUGUCGCUCUGCGCUUUGUCCUCCAGCUGGCCAAGAACAAAAACAUCACGGCCACCAUUGCCCAUGUCACAUGGAAUAGCAGCGACGCCGCCACUGCCGAUAUCAGCGUCCCUGGGCAAGCCCACGGCGGCUACUACGCCGAAGACCCCACCCAGGCCGCGAUCAGGAGCAAGGAAGCCGCCCUUGAGGACGAGCCAUCGGCACAGGACCUGGGCCUGUUGGCCACCCUGCAGUCAUCGCUGCCUGCCGACCUGGCUGAGCGUGUCUCGUUUGUCGACAUUCACGCACACGGCAAGAGCAGCAGUGUGCUGGACAAUGUCGUGGAGCAUGCGUCUAAGACUGUGGGCCAGGCGCCCAGGAACGCAGGCGACCUGAUCGUCGUCGGUCGCCGGCACAGCCGCUUACACGACAGCCGCGCGAACCGCUCGGUUGGCGAGUCAUCGUCGUCGUCCUCGGGCUACGAACUGUCCAAGACGGUUGGUGUAGCAGGUGCGCACGUGAUCAAUGCCAAGCCCAAGGCGAGCGUUCUUGUCGUGCAGGCGGCAAACCGCGACGCCAAAGCAUAG
Messenger RNA from Sporothrix brasiliensis 5110, 2748 nucleotides. Its product is annotated as Sodium/hydrogen exchanger family protein. Bases 1 to 2748 code for a protein of 915 amino acids. Gene Ontology annotation, cellular component: membrane. Gene Ontology annotation, biological process: proton transmembrane transport. Lineage: Eukaryota; Fungi; Ascomycota; Sordariomycetes; Ophiostomatales; Ophiostomataceae. The transcript is spliced from 3 exons. The record is from RefSeq and is a predicted model, not a curated record. Gene Ontology annotation, molecular function: antiporter activity.